Molecule: messenger RNA, 1173 nt
Organism: Exophiala mesophila
Lineage: Eukaryota; Fungi; Ascomycota; Eurotiomycetes; Chaetothyriales; Herpotrichiellaceae
Exons: 3
Coding region: 263-1051 (262 amino acids)
Source: RefSeq, a predicted model, not a curated record
AGACAGCAGUCUCCAGUAUCAGGAGCCGACUGCCUCCUUCGUUGAAAUUUCAUUGCGCUCACGAUCCAUUUGUUAAUUAUGUUGCGCUCUUUAUCCCUCCCUCUUCACGCGUUGUUUGUUUUCUACUUGUCGUUAUCGAGUUUUGUCAAUGGAGCCGAUGAAAAGGUGCUCGCCGCGGACCCGUCCCCUGAGCGGCGGGGCUAUUCCAAGGGUGAAUUGAUGCCUGUGAGUUGCCUCAAUAGAACAAUUGAAACCGGCGAACAUGUACGUCCCUCACUUCUCCAUUGCCGACGAACACGGAAAUCUCCAAUACAUACCCUUCCCACGGUGCAACGAGACAUCUCUGCCCCUGGCGUUUGCGUACAACACGCCGCAGACCCAGACAUGCACGAUCGAUUCUCUGCCCGACGAACUAUACCACCUGUUUGAAUUUUUUGUUCAUAGCGAUGUGCCGUUGACGUGUCGCGUGCCUUCGUGGCCGCUGAACCAAAACAAUCCUCACGAUGCAGAAGCGAUCUCGAGCCUUGGCACCACUGACAAGGAUGCCUGGACGCCGUUCACGAUUGCGCUGCAAGGAAUACUCCAAUUGUCCCAUCUACACCUCCAUACCAACAUCAACGUCUUGUUCCACAUGUCAGUCGAUUCGGCCGAAGGGCCAUCCCACCUGAUCGCCUCUACUGCGUACUCGAUCCCCAACACAGCGCCGUCGGCUCCUCUCGAGGGAUCUAAGAUCAUCCGGUACGAGCCGAUGGUGCUGACAUUCAAUGUUGGCUGGAUCGACGGCGAUGUCCUGCCGGGCAUGGUAGGCCGGCCGGUAAUGGGGAUCAAGGAUCACAGUGUCGGCCUGUCUUUACUCAGCUUCUUUGCCAUCGCGGCUAGUGCCGGCGUAGGGGCAAUGGCUAUGCUGGUCUAUGAACGCCGGAAGAGUGGCAGGAGUGCCACCUAUGGCAACGGCAUCCUCGGCGGCAAUGUCGGCAACGGCGUCGUCAGGAGUACCGGCUACGGAGGCUAUGGGGGCUACAGCAGUACGGGAAUGGGCAAAAGAGAUUGAAAAGCGAAAAGUGCAACAAACCGUACAUUUAUCCCGCCUGCCGGGUACAGGCCCGCAGCUUGAUUUAACCCCACCUCGGAUAGAAGAAAUACAAAUAGCGAUAAGAGCAUUAUGAUUUUGAG